This is a messenger RNA of Geodia barretti, 444 nucleotides long. NCBI's taxonomy places the organism in Eukaryota, Metazoa, Porifera, Demospongiae, Tetractinellida, Geodiidae. The record is from the annotation of a GenBank genome assembly.
AUGCUGCUCUCCGGAGAGAUAGACGCCGCAAUUGGUGCGGGACCGGUCGACUCGCCCGAUGUCCAACCCCUGUUCUCGGAGCCGGACGCGGCCGACGCCGCCUGGCACCAAAAGACUGGAAUUUAUCCUAUAAGCCAUAUGGUGGUGGUCAAGAACGCGCGGCUGGAGGCAAAUCCCGGCCUUGAGCAAGAGUUGUUCGAGGUGUUCAAGACGGCCAAGAGCCACUACAUCGAGGGCCUGCACUCCGGUGACCAUCCGAGCCAGGCGGACCGGGCCCUGCUGAAAAUGGCUGAGGUAGUGGGGGAUGAUCCGAUCCCUUAUGGGUUCGAAAGUUCCCGCAAGACGCUGGAAACCUUCGUUCGAUUCAAUGUCGAACAAGGGGUAAUCCCUGAAAAGGUCGAUCCUGAAGAGUUAUUUCCCGCCUCUACCCUGACGCUGGCCUAG